This is a messenger RNA of Magnolia sinica, 1275 nucleotides long. RefSeq names its product transcription factor MYB93-like. The transcript is spliced from 3 exons. The coding region runs from base 31 to 1026 and encodes 331 amino acids. The record is from RefSeq and is a predicted model, not a curated record. NCBI's taxonomy places the organism in Eukaryota, Viridiplantae, Streptophyta, Magnoliopsida, Magnoliales, Magnoliaceae.
GAAGGGAGAAAUCAUAGGCAGAAGAGUAGAAUGGGAAGAUCUCCUUGCUGUGAUGAGAAUGGCCUAAAAAAGGGUCCUUGGACACCUGAAGAAGACAAGAAGCUGGUCGAACACAUCACAAAACAUGGCCAUGGAAGCUGGAGAGCUCUUCCUAAGCUUGCAGGCCUGAAUAGAUGUGGGAAGAGUUGCAGGCUAAGAUGGACAAAUUACCUAAGACCUGACAUAAAGAGAGGGAAAUUCUCCAAAGAAGAAGAAGAGACCAUUCUCAACCUUCAUUCCAUCCUCGGAAACAAAUGGUCAGCGAUCGCUACCCACCUCCCAGGACGGACAGACAAUGAAAUCAAGAACUUCUGGAACACCCAUCUCAAGAAGAAGUUGAUCCAGAUGGGUUAUGACCCGAUGACCCACCGCCCGCGUACCGACCUCUUUGCCAGUCUACCUCAGCUGAUUGCUCUGGCCAAUAUGAGAGAGAUGAUGGAUCAGCAUCACCAUCCAUGGGAAGAACAGACAGUGAUGAUGCAAGAAGCUGUCCAGUUAGCUAAGUACCAGUACAUGCAAUACCUUCUCGAAUCUGCAGCCACAAUGGCCGGAACUCCCAAUAGUCUAAGCAGCAUUUCGGAUAUGGAAGCCAUCAAUCUAUUAAAUGCAAUCCCAUUGACGAAAGAUACCGUGCUGCCCAACCAUUGCCAGUUAGAAAAUGGCGCCCAGUCUUCACUCGGCAUUGCACCAUCGCCACUUUUAAAUGAUCAGAUGCACUUCAGUCAUCAAUCAGACCUUCAAUUUCCAUGCAAUUUACAGCCACCUAUGAACAAUGAAAUCAGUCAAGAUUCGAGCUACAGUGUGUUUGGCCAUGGAGAUAGCACACCUAAAUCGCCGCUGCCACCUUCCCUUCCUCAACUUCUCACAGAGAAUUCAAUCAGCAAUGGUGGUGGUGAUGCUUGUCUCAGUUCCGGCUAUGGAGGAGCUGCUACUCCUUUUUGGAAUGAGCUCUUUCUUGAAGAUCCUUUUCUUCAUGAGAUUGCUUAAUUCAAGAAAGAUGUAGGUUUCUUGGAAUUGCACCAUUUUAAUGUAUUAUAUACGUGUGUCCUUGAUAAGUGUGCAAUCCAUCAGCUGUUCUAGUUGCACUUGCCUUUUUUUCAAUGCAUACAUUGUGUUUGACUCACGACCCUCCAUCACGUGUCAAUGUGUGGGGCCCUCAUGUCGGGAGGAUGCUAUUGUAUGGACAAGAUUUAAAAGAAAAAAAAUAAUAAUAAUAAAAAAAUCGUGGUUAUUGGA